Molecule: messenger RNA, 393 nt
Organism: Humulus lupulus (European hop)
Lineage: Eukaryota; Viridiplantae; Streptophyta; Magnoliopsida; Rosales; Cannabaceae
Exons: 1
Coding region: 1-393 (130 amino acids)
Source: RefSeq, a predicted model, not a curated record
AUGAAAGGCAUCAAGCGCUUUUGCAAGAAAGGAAAACUUAGUCCCUGUUACGUUGGUCCAUUCGAGAUUUCAGACAAGGUGGGACGUUUGGCUUAUAGACUUGCUUGGCUACCAGCACUGUCAAGCACUCACAAUGUCUUUCAUAUUUCAAUGAUCCGCAAGUAUGUGUCAGAUCUGUCUCACGUACUGAGCUUCAGUGAGCUAGAACUUCACCAGAACUUGAGUUACGAAGAGCGACCGGUACGCAUUAUCGAAAAAGGAGUUAGAAAGUUUCGGUCUAAAAGUUUACCAUUGGUUAAAGUUCUGUGGAGUAAUAUCUCAGAGAAGGAAGCAACAUUGGAACUGGAGGAUGACAUUAGGGCGCAAUAUUCAGAACUCUUUGGUAAGACAUAA